Messenger RNA from Galeopterus variegatus (Sunda flying lemur), 1012 nucleotides. RefSeq names its product cytokine-like 1 (gene CYTL1). Lineage: Eukaryota; Metazoa; Chordata; Mammalia; Dermoptera; Cynocephalidae. The transcript has 4 exons. The record is from RefSeq and is a predicted model, not a curated record. Gene Ontology annotation, biological process: positive regulation of transcription by RNA polymerase II. Bases 51 to 461 code for a protein of 136 amino acids.
UGCUUAAAGGGGUGGUCUUCGGGGCUGUGGGAAGGCAAGGCACUGGCACCAUGACGCCCUGGUCGCUGCCCCUGCUGCUGCUGCUCCUGGCCGGGCCCCCCGCUGUGCGGCCAGCUCCCCCAACCUGCUACUCCAGGAUGCUGACCCUGAGCCGGGAAAUCACCGGCGACUUCCAGAGCCUGCAGGCCACGGAGCCCUCGGAGCCAUGCGUGAGAUACCUGCCACGGCUGUACCUGGACAUACAUAAUUACUGCGUGCUGGCCAAGCUGCGGGACUUUGUGGCCUCACCCCACUGUCGGAAAGUGGCUGAGGUGGACACCUUGAAGGACAAGGUGCGGAAGCUGUACCUUAUCAUGAACUCGUUCUGCAGGAGGGAUUUGGUGUUCCUGUCGGAUGACUGCAAUGCCUUGGAAUACCCAAUCCCAGUGACUACGAUCCUGCCGCCAGUUCGUCAGCACUAAGGCAGCCCAGACCAGAGAAAAAGCCCAAGAGGAUCAUUGGGUCAGUGGCCCAGACCGAGUGGGAGCAGGUGUCCUUUACCGUAGCAUCUGAAACUGUAACGUGUCUCUCCACCUUCUGGAAACCAGGGCUGGUCCUCCCACCCAGGAACCUCCCUCGAGCAUAGAGUUAGAAGCCUUGCUGCUCAUGGCCCUUGGAUAUGUCUUGCCAGGAUGGUUAGAAACACAAACAUGCAGAUUUGGUCACUAAGAGAAAAAGGCAAGCGAGCUUCUUCUCAUUUAGGAACAAACAGCUAGCUUGAGAACAAGCAAAAUAAUGUGUUUAUUAUUGUUUUAAUGGAGUAAUGGUACUGUUUUUCUUUCUUGAUAGGAACCUGCUUACAUUUAACCAAGCUUCUAUUUUAUAACUCCCCCCACCAUAAACUUUCCCCACUUAAAAAAAAAAUUUACUGCUUUUAAGAUAUAUUUGCAAGGUUCUUACAUAGUACUGACAAGAACCACUUUUUCAUUGAAAGGUGAUGAAAAUUUAAUAAAGAGCAUCUUCACAGUGAGAA